GGGAGCAGAGAGAGAGAGAGAGAGAGAGAGAGACGGAGAGAGAGAGGGAGAGAGAGAGGGAGAGAGAGACGGAGAGACUGAGCGCGCACACACGCGCGCUGCGCUCUGAUGGUGAUGACACACACGGCAGCGACUACACGGGCCUCCGGCAGCUUCACGUCGUCUCGACACUGUCUGUGAAACGCGCGACUCGUCUGGUCUGGACUCCAUUUCGUUCCUUUUCUUCUUUCUCUCUGUCUUUUUUUUUUUUUUUGCGCCGUUGUUUUUGGAGAGGAGCGCCGAAGCGGUGCGGUGAAGGAUCGGACGCAGCCUCUUCCUCCGGUUCGACUCCGAGAGCGCAGCCACUGACUGGAGCAGGUAUAUCGCUCUUGUGGGAGAAAGAAAGGAGGAGAACUGCUUAUUCAAGGAUUCUUUUUUUUCCCCCUGAAGUAAAUAAACACAGCCGAGGCUUUCACAGCUCGGGAGCUUUAUUGUAAGGAGGAUAUAACUUCAACUCGGAGGUAAACACAUAGCCUGAGAGAGUAGCCCGGCGCAGUCCGAGGAGAGGGGACGUUCCGGCUCUGCCAUGGAGGUCGCAGCGGCCGACCAGUCUCGGUGGAUGGCGCACCAUCACGCGGUGCUGAACGGCCAGCACCCGGACUCUCACCACCACAGUCUGAGCCACAACUACAUGGAGCCCAUGGCGCCUUUACUGCCCCAGGACGAGGUGGACAUGUUUCUGAACCACCUGGACUCUCAAGGGAACCCCUACUACACCAACUCCCGGGCCAGGGUCACCUACAGCCAGGCGCACGCUCGUCUCAGUGGGAACCAGGUUUGCCGACCACACCUCAUCCACAGCCCCGGCAUCCCCUGGCUGGACCCCGGGAAAGCUGCCCUGUCCGCCGCGCACCACCACAACGCGUGGGCGGUCAGCCACUUCGGCAAGCCCGGCCUGCACCCCACCAGCUCCGGCUACCCCUGCAGCAGCAACACCGGCACGGCCCCGGUGUCGUCGCUCACGUCGGCGUCCCACUCCAGCCCGCACCUCUACAGCUUCCCCCCGACUCCGCCGAAGGACGUGUCGCCGGACCCGGGCCCCACCUCCCCGACCUCCACCUCGACCAGGAUGGACGAGAAGGAGUCGAUUAAGUCCUACCAGGUGCCGCUGACGGACGGCAUGAAAAUGGAGAGCUGCAGUCCCCUGCGCAGCGGCCUGGCCGCGAUGAACGGCCAGGCCGGGGCCACGCAUCACCCCAUCCCCACCUACCCGGCCUACCCUCUGCACACGCCCCAUCACGAGUACGGCGGCAGCCUCUUCCACCCCGGCAGCCUGCUCGGCGGAUCCUCCUCCAGCUUUACGCCCAAGUGCAAAAGCAAAGCCAGGUCGAGCUCAGAACUCUAUGCAGAGGGCCGUGAAUGUGUGAACUGUGGUGCCACCUCCACCCCUCUGUGGCGACGGGACGGCACCGGCCACUACCUGUGCAACGCCUGCGGACUGUACCACAAGAUGAACGGCCAGAACCGACCGCUCAUCAAGCCCAAACGCAGACUGUCCGCUGCUAGACGCGCAGGCACCUGCUGCGCAAACUGCCAGACCACCACCACCACCCUGUGGAGGCGCAACGGGAACGGAGACCCGGUGUGUAACGCCUGCGGCCUUUACUUUAAACUGCACAAUGUUAACAGACCCCUGACCAUGAAGAAAGAGGGCAUCCAGACGCGCAACCGCAAGAUGUCCAGCAAGUCCAAGAGGAACAAGCGAACAGGGGACGGCUUUGACGAGCUCUCCAAGUGCAUGCAGGACAAGGCCUCUCCCUUCGGCGGUGCGCCCGGCCUGAGCCACAUGGCCCACAUGGGUCACCUUCCCCCCUUCAGCCACUCGGGACACAUGCUGCCCACUCCCACGCCCAUUCAUCCCUCAUUCGGUCACCCCCACCACUCCAACCGCUCGCCGGUCUGGGCCGAGCCCCACUGAGGCCCCUCAAGACCCCGAAACCCCUCCGCACGUUUGAGCCAUGACGCCGCCAUUAACACUAAAUGGCCUUCACAUCAAAUCGAAAGCUGAGCAGACUCGUUGCGUCAUGUACAGUGGUUGUAGGGGAGGGGGACGUUCGGUUGGACUUUAUGCCUGAAGGUCGCGUCAUGCCUGACCUCACCAGUGGAACACCACACAGAGAGAGAGAGCGACAGCGGGCUCUGUGCAGAGCUAACGUGACGAGGGGCUGCCUAUAGUCCCUGGGUGUUGGGGGCUUGCGGGAAUGGAGUGAAUGGAGAUGCUUGUCAUUCUUUUUGCUUAUUUUUACUAAGUCACUUUGGUACCUGCCUCUCCAUGACCCUGUAACAGGAGACUCACGAGAGGUCUUGAAAGAACCGCUGUUUCCACCUCACGACCAUCUCAAAUAUAUGCUGAGACACGUGCACCCUGUCCAUCCCCGGGCUGCCACCCACAACCGCUGUGGACAGACAGACAGACGGACGGACGGACGGACUCUUCAGUGCUGGAGGUGGAGAAGACUGGCUGACAGCUGCGGCAGCCGUAGGCCUCUGUUACCAUCCAGUCAGGCCCAGACCACAACACCCACCAACCAGUUCUCUCCUCACAUGCUGGAUUGUAUACCACCACAGCGCUCACCUGUUUUUAAUAAUGGACUUUUAUGGAGAAAAGACACCGUAAAUAAAGUGUUUAUAAAUGCUUGAUUGCUAUUAUUGUUGUUAUAUUUGAUGUUAUAAUUAUUGCUACGAUAAUUUAUUUUCACUCUUUAAGCUUUCGUCAAAGACACAUGGAAACUGUUAUGAUUUUCAUUUCAUGGUUAUUACGUAAAGAAAAACACUGACCUAUCUUAGAUGAAAAGGCCCUGAGCUGUAUGUUUUUAUCAUUUUUCCAUCUCACAAAAGUAAAGUAAAUAAAGUUUAAUACUGAAGUACA
Scophthalmus maximus (turbot) is the source of this 2908-nucleotide messenger RNA. It is a transcript of the gene gata2a, whose product is annotated as GATA binding protein 2a. Gene Ontology annotation, biological process: cell fate commitment; positive regulation of transcription by RNA polymerase II; positive regulation of miRNA transcription. Lineage: Eukaryota; Metazoa; Chordata; Actinopteri; Pleuronectiformes; Scophthalmidae. Gene Ontology annotation, molecular function: zinc ion binding; RNA polymerase II cis-regulatory region sequence-specific DNA binding; DNA-binding transcription factor activity, RNA polymerase II-specific. Gene Ontology annotation, cellular component: nucleus. The transcript is spliced from 6 exons. The coding region runs from base 566 to 1957 and encodes 463 amino acids. The record is from RefSeq and is a predicted model, not a curated record.